This is a messenger RNA of Phalaenopsis equestris, 2403 nucleotides long. RefSeq lists its product as uncharacterized. The coding region runs from base 73 to 2205 and encodes 710 amino acids. The record is from RefSeq and is a predicted model, not a curated record. Lineage: Eukaryota; Viridiplantae; Streptophyta; Magnoliopsida; Asparagales; Orchidaceae. The transcript has a single exon.
AGAAAACGAAAAAGGGAAAGAGUGGGCGAUCGAGAUCGAGAUCGAGAUCGAGAGGAGAGGUUAAGCGGGUAGAUGCCGAAGUCAUCAUCCCCAUCGCCCACCAUAACCCCUAUGAACCCCAUCAAAACUCAUCCCCAAAACCUAACCCUAAACGCAGCCUUAGGUCUAACACACCACGCAGCCGCAGAUGGCGUAGUCGUCUCCACCGACGACGAUGCAGACUAUAUAUUCCAAUCCUACCACCUGCACUCCGAAUCUCUUCUCCUGGAUGACGACGACGACACGGAGCACGAGCCCCCCGUUUGCAACCCUAACAACUCUAGCCCCACCGGAACCCUAGAUGACAACCAUCCCGAAUCACCGUUCUCCUCCCUCCUCCUUCGAGACCCUGACAUGGACGAUGAGGAGGAAGAGGAUGACGAACUCCCUGCCCCCGCCGGCCCCGGCGGUGUGGUCCAUGGUCCUGACUUUGAGCGGAAGACCGACCCCAAGCACUCCUCCGACGCUUUCAUAUUGGCUGCAGCGAUGCCGCACGUCGACCCUUCGCCGCACAUCUCCUCUCAGUUCUACACCUUCAACCGCGAUUCCCAUGCGUUGAUGAUUCGCUGCAUCCUUGAGAGACGACUGGCGACGCCGAACGAAAUCCGGCAGGCAACGCCUCGGUCGGUGCUGAAGUCUUGGCGCUUGGUUUGGAAGGACCGGAACGAGGACACCGCGUACCUUACGGCGUGGAAGCGGAUACAGGACAAGCUCCACGCACAUAUCGACGACCAUGGUAACCCCUCUCUUUACUUUAAGAACAACACGGCACAAUGCGUCUCCCAUUUCGAGCAAUGGCAGGACAUAGUCGCCUCUUUCCAUGCGGACCCUGACCUUCUCCGGCACCUUGGUCUCAAGGAGACGGUUGACAGAAUCAAGCAGUCAUGGACAGUUGGAGCCAAAUUUUAUGGCAUCCCUGAAUCCUUCAUUCGUGAUUGCAUAUCUUCAUGUCCCAUUUGUUCCUCAUCCACCUCCAUUGCUGGCGCAUCUUCGUGCAGCGGAGGUGCUUCUUCCCGAUCCAAGCGGCGCAGAUUUGAAUACACCGAGUCGUUUGACGUCCCGGCCAAGGACGUGCCUCGCAGGCUUCAGCAGCUGGCCGCCAAGCACAAGGUAGUUCUUUGCAUCCGUCAGAAGUAUAUAAGGUACAAACCCUUUAUGGCGGAGGUAAAGGAUUAUACAUGCCACCGUGCUGGAGAACCUUCAUCUGUUUCAGCAUCAACCUCUACAAAGAAGCCAAGGGUUCUGAAGAGGGAGCCUUACCAGUCAAAACGAUGUGGCUGUGGGUUUCGUAUCCGAGCCAUUGUACCCAUUGCCAAUUAUAAUGAAAAAGACAAGACUUUUGUAUACCUCGAGGAGGGCACAGCUGUGUUCAAGCUCUAUGCUGUGCAUUCUGGGCAUGAACCAGGCCCCCUAGAUGGAAAUGCAAGGAUUAUUCACAGGGUGGUAGGCCACAAGGGCGGUUUAGAAUUUGACCCUGUGGUUUAUGGGGUCCGAGAGGAUACAGAAUCUGAAACUUUUGUAGACCUUAUGGUUAAGGAAGAUGGUUGUGAUAGCCAUCACACCAUUCUACAGAAAAUCCAGGAAUUGAGGGUGGAGGCUGGCUUGUUAGAGGGUAAGAUGGCUAAGAUGCCACCAGAGUUGCUCAGUACACUUUCACGUGAGUUGACAGAUACUCUGAACAGGCUCAGGAGUUUUACAGGUCAACAACUUUCUGAGGAAUCCUUAGUUAUGGGUGAUGAUAGCAUAGGGCAGUGGGGAAGUGAGCAAAAUCAUGAUUUUGAUGAGCAUGGCAGGAUAUUUGGCAAUAAGGAUGCUGAACUCAUUGAAGAGGAUGAAACUGAUUUUCAUUCAACCCUUGGGCCCAUUGUGCCAUGGGGUUCCAUGGCAGUAGAGUGCCAGGAGCAGAAGAUUCUCAUGGGGGAUAGCUGCAAGUCAGUCAAAUGGUUAUUGAAGGAAGAUUGUAGUGUCUUUGAUGAAAAGAGUAUACUUAAUUGUGGUGAGGAUGAGGACUCAAAGUUAAUAAAGCCUUUGAGGCAUGAAGAAAACAUUGCAAUGCAGGUUGAUGGGUUCUACCCCGAAAAUACAAAGUGGUAUGAUUCCCCUGUUGGUUUGGAUACUGUAACAGAUUCUGGAGACGGUGGGUUUAGGCAUGGAGGACUAGUGUGAGUGAGUGUUUAGGAGUACUUUUUUAUUCUCCCGAGGUACUUAUAGAAGGAACUUUGUGCAUUAUGUAUACUAAAGACAGUUGGAUUUCACCUCUUUUAAAAGUUGGCACAAACAUUUAUUUUUGAAAUUUUCAUUCCGUGCUUCUGUUGGCUUUUAUGCCUGGCUACCUUACCAACGAAGUCAAUUUUUAUAAGGUUG